This is a messenger RNA of Debaryomyces tyrocola, 453 nucleotides long. Lineage: Eukaryota; Fungi; Ascomycota; Pichiomycetes; Serinales; Debaryomycetaceae. The record is from the annotation of a GenBank genome assembly.
AUGCCGUGUAUGUAUUUUUCACUGGUAGAUGGUGAUUCUAUCACAAUCGAUGAUCCUAGCAAUGGAUGCAUUAUAAUAAAUUUUGAUCAAUUUAUUAGAGUUCUCGAUAAUUAUGAACAAAACUCAAGGGUCUUUUUGGACACUCAUUUGUUAAAGAUUCGGGGUAAUGAAGAUGAGCAAGAACACCAUACAGAAAAACUAGUGUCUAAGGAUAAUGCGUCUGUGGGUCUAGUUAAUAUGCCUCCUGUACCUAUUCUUGUGUAUACUAGCCGUGCAUUGAUUACUGCUGAAUUUAGGGAAAUGAGUACUGAUGAUUCCAAGGAAGCCUAUCUAGCUCCGUUUGAUAAUGCUCUUAGAGAAUCAAGUGUUAAGAGUCUACCUUUGGAACGCCAAUAUAAAAUAUCCACUGGGAAAUUCAAUGCACGUGGAGCAAUCUAUCCAAGAAUACUUUAA